AUGCCCGUCGGCAGGUUCAGAGUAACCGUCUACAUCACGAUGAGUUCAACAGACUGGCAAAAAUCAUCACCCAGCAACGUUCCUCAGUUCCGUGCCUGCCUUCUCGUGGCUCUGGUCAGCUGCGCCCUUGCAGGCUAUGCCAGUCCCUUGUACGGCUACAGCGCCCCGGUGGCAGCCUACCACGCCGCCCCAGUGUACACCAGAGUCGCGGCCCCAGCCGUCACCGCCGUCCACCACGGAGCAGCCGUGUCCCACGUCUCUAGCGUGAGCAGCUACCGCAGCCAGCACCCCGUGGCCACCCCGGUCGCCCGCUACGCCUCCGUCCACACGGCCCCGGCUGUGGCCACUGUUCAUACUUUCCGUGCCUGUCUCCUCGUGGCUCUUGCCAGCUGCGCUUUUGCCGGCUACGCGAGUCCCUUUUACGGCUACAGAGCCCCAGUGGCAGCCUACCACGCCGCCCCAGUGUACAGCAGAGUCGUGGCCCCAGCCGUCACCGCCGUCCAUCACGGAGCAGCCGUGUCCCACGUCUCUAGCGUGAGCAGCUACCGGAGCCAGCACCCCGUGGCCACCCCGGUCGCCCGCUACGCCUCCGUCCACACGGCCCCGGCAGUGGCCACUGUCCACACCGUCCCGGCGGUUGCCAAGGUCGCCGCCUACGCCGCUCCCGUGCUCUCUGCUGUCCACGCGAUCCCGACCCACAGCUACGGCUACACUGCUGAGACUAAGCACCAGUGGCGUAUGGAUGUCAAUUAUAAAUCAACUAUGUUAUUCUAA
This is a messenger RNA of Ixodes scapularis (black-legged tick), 774 nucleotides long. Its product is annotated as cuticle protein 38-like. The transcript is spliced from 4 exons. Bases 1 to 774 code for a protein of 257 amino acids. The record is from RefSeq and is a predicted model, not a curated record. Lineage: Eukaryota; Metazoa; Arthropoda; Arachnida; Ixodida; Ixodidae.